AUGGUUGAAACUAGUGAGAAGACUUCUUCUCCAUCUUCUUCCUCUCAUGGGCGUAAAGACUUGGAGUUUUUCAAGGUUUAUCUUCCCGAGUUCAGCUCUCACCAACUGGUGAUACCUCAAGCAUUCAUAAACAUCUUAGAUAAGCCAUUACCUAAGAGAGUGGUAUUAGUAGAUGAGAUCGGACGGUUAUGGGAUGUGGAGACAAAGACUGGUGUUGUUGUUUUCAGACAAGGUUGGGAAAAAUUUGCAAACGAACAUUCUCUUGAGUUUGGAGACUUUCUUUUGUUUAGAUACAACGGCGAGUCUAGAUUUGACGUCACGAUUUUCGCCAAAGACGGAUGUAAAAAAGACCUUGAUAGAUUUAGGGUUUCUGUUGAGAAAGAACCGGUUAUCGUUAAACCGGUGGGUAUUUCUAUCAAACCGGAACCUUGGGAAGACUGUGGCAAGAGGGUCAUGCAGAAUCGUAAACGCGUUUUGGUUAGAGAGGAGGCUAGUGUUCUUGGUGAUAUUGAACCGGGCCACCGAAGAAAUACUAGGAAAAAAGUUAAUCGGUCUAGAGAUCCUCGUGAGAUGUCAUGGGUUCCUGAGAAGAAACACAAAGGAUCUGAAGAACCGGUUUAUAAACCCAAGAAUCCGCAUUUUGUGAGGAAUAUUGCAGUCGGUUCACUUCGUUUACUGGAAAUACCGACAACUUUUCUGAAAGCGAACGGGAUCGAGCUGGAGGAAGGCCAAGACAUCGAGCUUUGUGAUGAAAAUGGAAAGAAAUGGCCACUGAAGAUUGAGAAACACGGUAGAGGAUACAUAUUCUCAUAUGAUUCGUGGUUGUGUUUCUGUGAAAGCCAUAACUUGAGGAAUCCCAAUAAGUGUUUGUUUGAGUUUAUUGUGUCAAGUAAUGGGACAUGCAGCCAGAUUCUAGUUCGUAUAUUCCGUGGGACGUUGCUUACUACUGCUGCCAAAAGUGGUUACCACCCGUUUGCUAAUCUGGUGGUGUUUACCCUAUUUCGAAACGAUGAAUUCACAAUCCAACCUAAUCCGCCAAGGAGGGAACCUUCCGAGACAAGACGCCAUGUGGAUCUAACGGAAGAGGACGAGAUCAUCCGUAUCCCAGCAUGUGAUCUUACUGCGGUGUCUGAACGCUUCAAAAGAACCCUAAUUGGAAGAGUUCUACACAGAGGAGGCAGAAGUGUUGAAGCGAUGAUUGCCCUCUUUCCGAGAGCUUGCAUCUGGAAUGUGGAAGGGAGAGCUUGUGGAGUUAACCUAGGUAAUGGCCGUUUCCGUUUUGAUUUUGACAAGGAGAAAGAUCUUAACAUGGUGUUGAACAAGAGGCCAUGUCAUUUCAACCACUGGAUAUUUGCUCUGGAACAUCUGGGGAAAAAGUUGGAUAUUGACGCCAUGAAUGCUCGUAUUCAAGUCUCCAUCGAUGCUGAUAGACCUCUUAAGCUAGAGGCAAGGAUUGAAUUCCCUAAUGGAGAUUUUGGAAAAGUAUACAUGACGUACGAAGGAUCACUGUCUCUCGCUUACCAGGCACUGACUGGACCAGUAGGGAACUUCAGAGGCAACGUACCUAAUAACAAGAGACCUCGUUUCCCCAAUGGGGAUGUAUCCCAAAGAUCACCAACGCGGGCGGGAUUUCCUGGACAAUCCAAAGGUGAAAAGCGACAUAAGGAAUCAGAAAGCUACUGGACUACGAAAGCCAAUUCGGGCCGUGAUGCUCCUCCAAAAUCGAUGGAUAGAAGAAGAUUGGAAGGAGAUGAGCGAUACCCACACCAUCAAGGAAAAACUAUUGUUUGGAACCGGCUUGAUGAUCGGCCUGAUGGAAGGGACAUAAAGAAGCCAGUGGACUACAACUCGCGGCCGAGGCAGACUUCGAUGGAACGCCACGAACGCCAGAGAGGACGCGAGUCGUAUAGACCAAGGGAGCGACAUUACUCUCAUUAG
Messenger RNA from Brassica oleracea var. oleracea, 1938 nucleotides. RefSeq lists its product as uncharacterized. Gene Ontology annotation, molecular function: DNA binding. The transcript is spliced from 7 exons. The record is from RefSeq and is a predicted model, not a curated record. The coding region runs from base 1 to 1938 and encodes 645 amino acids. Lineage: Eukaryota; Viridiplantae; Streptophyta; Magnoliopsida; Brassicales; Brassicaceae.